This is a messenger RNA of Marasmius oreades (fairy-ring Marasmius), 1389 nucleotides long. RefSeq lists its product as uncharacterized. The coding region runs from base 420 to 1337 and encodes 305 amino acids. The transcript has 4 exons. The record is from RefSeq and is a predicted model, not a curated record. Lineage: Eukaryota; Fungi; Basidiomycota; Agaricomycetes; Agaricales; Marasmiaceae.
UUCUCAGACGCACACGUUCAUGUCAUUUCAUGAUUACCGUCUGCGUCAACGUCUACAUCAAUUCUUUGGCCCAUUGCUCAGCGCUCAGGAUGGAGUCAACUCCGCGUGGAUCAUAAUGUUUUGUCUCUCGGCCUCUCCUGAUUCGAAUCGGAAAACCUUGCGGAAAUGGAACUUCUAACACUGAGUGGUUCGAGAUUCCAUCGUAGAGAUGCCAAAGAAGAAAAAUCUGAAACCUAACUGGUCCUCAAGCGGUGUCCUUCUAGCUCCUGAUUCGACCCCUGAUUCUCUGCAUCGUCAAAUCACUGAAUUCAUUCGUUGACGGAUUGGCACUUUUCAAACAUUCACAGCCGGCCUUCCCCUCAAUCGAGAUAUAAAAGCGGCCUUCAUUGAACAUCAAAGAUACCAUUGAUCAAGACACCAUGCCUAAAACCCCCGCCUUCACUCCCAAGCAACCCAUCGAAAAGUUGCCUUUGGCCGUUCGUAAAGACGUCCGUGACAACUACGAAGCGCAGAAAGAGGAAUCCGAGAAGACCAUUUCCGAUUUACUUGGAACUCCUUUCAAGCUCGUUCUAAACCCCAACGAAAUCUGGGCUUACAACGACGAUACCAGCAGCUUUCGUGCAGGGAGCGUAAUGACUGGAUACGUCGAUGGUUUCAUCUCCUGCCUCAAACGCUUCAUCGAAAAGUACGAAGAUGAGGGUAAAACCCAUUUCAACUCCGCCGUGACCGAGUCGGAACUCAAAGUCGGUGUCAACCCUCUCGGAGACAAGGCUCCCACCAUCGACUGCGCAGUGAAGGAUGGUGUUUUUUGGAUCUUAUUCCAUCACACUUCUCUCGGAUACAACCAAGACUACAUCUACGAUAACAUUGUUGCCGCUAUCGAGGCUGCACCACGGGAAGGGAUGUCACUUCGAGCGAAGCACUCCAUUGCUGAGGAUUGGGAAGAGAAGAUCGAUGAUUUGAAAGAGGAGCUCAUCGGUACUACGGGUAUUUCUGAUCUUAUUCUUGAUCCCAAUUUCGAGGAGAACUACAAGGUCCUGAAGGCGGAUAAGUCAGACGAUGGUUGGGAGGAAAAGUUUGGGAUGGCAACGUUUGAGUACUUUGAAUACUUCAGGGAUAACCUUGUCCGACAAGGUUUCAAAGGGGAUGAUAUGUUACAAGAGGGCUUGGCGGAUGCUUUGACGUCGAAGAAGUUCAUACUACGGGUGGUGCCUAAAAUUACGGCUUCCUAUAAUGAAGUCGUCCUUGACGACGGGGCAGCUUGUAUGCAGACUACCUCUGAUAAUUGGUGGGUGAAUGUUAGCCAAGUUGGAGAAGGGUUUAUCAACCUGCUGUAAUUCGUAUCUACCAGUUUCAUUUAGCGACUGAUAUGGUACUUUUCCUUUUGCC